AUGACUUUCGUCACCUCACGGCCAGCCACGGCAGCGUCGGUGGUCGGCGGAGAGCCGGCAGCGGACUGCGCCGGCCCGGAGGCCAGCCUGCCGGGAGCAGACCCUGCCGAGGCGCGACACGCCCCGACACUGACGCCCGCGUCGGCGCCGUGCCGCGAUGAGCGUACGGGACCGCAGGAGCCGGCGGAGGCUGCGACUGCGUCCGCGGCCGCGGCCGCUCAGCCCCCGGUGCCGCAGAUCCAGGCCGAGGUAUACGACGACGGCGAGCCCGCGCUCGCCAUGGACGUGACAGAGCUGGAGCUGGAGGCGGAGGCGCUGGCCGCCGGCGAGUCGGCGUCGGCGUCCAUCGACGGUGAGGUGCCCAGCAUCGUGCUGGAGCCGGCCAGCGCGCCCACCGCCAGCCAAGAGGACGGCACCGACUCGCCUUCCCGCGCUCCCGCCAAGGGCCCGUCCGACGAGGAGGCAGAGGCGGAGGACGGCGCCGAGCUGGAGCGCCGGCGGGCGCAGGCGGCGCCCCGACUCAGCCUCUCGCUGCAGCCCGAGGCGGAGGCGGCCGCGGCGCACCGCAAGUCGCCCGUCACCGUCCAGGAGUGGGUCGACUCGCUGCCUGGGCCCGUGCCCGCCACGAGGAAUGAAGAAGACUCUGAAGAACUGCCUAUAGAAGACGGUGAAGAGGCGUUGGAUCUAGGUCUGGGAGCUGAAGCUGGCCUACUAUACAAUGGGUGCCCUCCUGUUACAAUUGUAAGUCCCAGCCAGCCAUGCAUUAGUCCGACUUCAUUUGGAGCUGUCUCUGAAGUCAGGCUAGGCAGGCAGAAAGAGAUAAGCCCAGGCCUUGUCCGUGAAUCUUCAGUGCAGUCAGAUGUGACAUCUCAUGGAAGCCAUGGCUCAAGUGUAGACUCAUUCUUGGAGUCCCGCAAGCCUGAUCCUGAAGAAGUGCUGCUUAAUCUAGGAUUUGGAGGACCUCCUAUAGCAGAGAAUGAAGUGUCACGCAUUCCACGUCGCUUCCUUCAGCCAUCAAAAGUGAAAGGUGUUGCAAUUGAUGACUUCCUACGCUAUCAGCAGGAUCUGAUAGAAAAUUUUGAGACAGGCUUUUGUGGAUACAGAGGGCUGACUGGCUCGUCGCACACGCCGCCGUCGGUGAUCGUGGCGAAGAUCCGCGAGAAGCUACGCAGCUCGCACUCGGUGUGCGCGUCGCUGUCGCAGUCUGAGGAGGGCGGCAGCAGCGUGCCCGGCGCGCUGUCGCUGUCCGUGCCCGCCUCCGCCUCCGCCUGCGCGUCCGCCUACGACGGGGGGGCCUCCCGGCGGCGCUUCUCGCGCGCGGCGCGGCGCGUGCUGCGCGACCUGCCCCAGGACUCGCACCUGAGCGUGCUCACUCCGGACAACCGCCGCUUCCUCGACAACCAGGGCCGCAACAAGUCGCCCGACGUGCCGCGCAAGCGCAUAGUCUUCGGCGAGCGCUCCUUCACUUUCGCCGGCGACGGCGACCUCGUGGAGGUGCAGCCGCCGCCGUCGCCGCCGCUGUCGCAGCAGUCUCCGCCGCAGCCGCCGCCGCUCGCAGACAUGGCCGGCCGCCCCAGGCCCCGACCGCUACUCCACAAAGACUCCGUUCUUUCAUCAGCUACCAGCCUCAGCAUGACAAGUCUGGACAGUGACAGUGAUACCGACGAGGGCAGUUACGAGCGACGUCACCACAACCCACCACCACUCCGCCCACCUUUUGUGCCAGCAGCCCAAUCCUCUCAAAAUGCAGAGACACCUUCACAGUCACUUCACACCACUGGAAAUAUGACUUCUGAUUCAGACUCUAGUGUAGCACAAACAGUUCCUCAGCGUCCUCGCUUCAGUAAGCGUAUUUCCUCCACUAGUAUCAGCAGUUGGGAGUCAGAAAGCCCUCAUGCUCGAUUCUAUCUUUCAUCUCCAACGUUUGACAGUCCAGCUGCCAGCCGGCCUGUGCGUUACGAAUCAAUUGAUGAAGAUGUGGAAAUGACUUUCAAUGAUACAGUGGAGUCAUCAGCUGAAGGGAGGGAGGAACAAAAUGAGAAAAUUGAGAAGUCACAUGACAUAAGUGGAGGAAAUAAGGAACUAACAGCUGUCACUGAGGUUGAUGUGUUUGAUAAUAGUAGUAAGACUGAUACUCGGAUAGAGAAGAUUAAUGCUUCUCAGAUGAAUGUUGAGGUAGAAACUGAUAAAGCUUUGGAAAUACUUCCACCUUCUGUAUCUAGAAAUAUUGAUGACAUUCACUCUGUGAAAACUGAUAAGGAGAGAUUACUUCUUCGUAGGAGCAGUCUCAAAAGGCAGAAUCGUGUCAUUGAUGAGGAUUUGGAUGAGUGCGAGAGCUCGAACAGUGCUAUAAAAACUGAUGUCUUGUUAACAGGUGACACUUUACCGGUAUUGAAAUUCACAAGCCACGAAGCAGACAAUUUAGAAGAAAACAGUUUUGAGAAAAGUGAGAACAGUAUAGAGCGGGAGGGAUCUCAGGAAACACUUGUAGCUAGUCCUAAAUUAGAGUGUGCAAAUAUGGACAUCAGUGAUAUUGUUCAGCCAGUGCAGAGUCAAUUCCUUGAUCCUAGCUCUGGAGCGGGGAAGUGUGCAGCAGCACAUGCAGACCAAGAGACGAUGACUCAGCAAGAUGAGCAACCAUCAGCAAGCUACCUUUCAGCUAGUCCUGCUACUGCAGAUGAAUCCUUUGAAAUGGAAGAGCUUAUGACUUGUGACGAGGAAGCAAAUGGUGCACCACUAACACUGGCUCGCACGCGCUCAGACAGCAGUGGUUUUCUCGAGGGUGAACGAUCACCUCCACCUCAGGCUCCACCUACAGAAGCAGGCCUUUCCACAUCUGAUGCUCAUACACACCCACCUCCAAUUGGGGGCUGUGUCAACAAAUUCAGCAGUUGCAGUGAUGAAAGCGUUGUUCAUGUCCCAAGCAGAGAUCUUCGUGAAUUGCUGGAUGAGCUUGCAGGCAGGGGCCUGCAGUUGCCAGAUUCUGCUUCCUAUGCAUGCCAGAUGGGGUCAGAGCAGCAGGUGGAAGCAGUGCGCAUGGCUCUGGAAACGUACAGUGAGCAGUUGGAAUGUGGCAGCAGGACCAAGAUGCUGGACAUGGAGGGGGCAGCGGAGCAUUUGAGGAAACAGAUUGCUGCCGAGUUGCGGCAUGUUGCCACCCUGCUAGAAGAGCAACCGGGCUCGCAAGCAGCAGCUGCCAUUACCAAACAGGUGACGGCACUAUUAAGAGAACAAACACGCUUGUGCCAUCAGCUUGAAACACUAACUGGAUGCAAUGUUGAAGCAACAAAUUCUGCUACUGAACCAAGCACUUCCGCUUUGCACUGCUGUUGUGAAAGUGAGCGCAUGCUGGAUGCUGUUCGUGAAGAGAAUAGACGCCUGGAACGUCUUGUGGAGGCACAUUCUGCAGAGUUGGCUGAAAUCCGGCAGAUGCUUUCUAGACUUAUUGACAGAGAGAGGGAUUCAGCUGCUCUGUAAUGUAUAUGUGUGUGCAACUAAACUCCAAAAUAUUCAGGGCACUAGUCAAAGUACACCUAGGCAUCUCUUUGUGGCUUCUCUGAGCAAGUGGCAAAAAUAAAUGCCAGUUGUCAAAAUACAUCUGAACAUAUUCCUUUGUGUUCAGUCAUUAAUAACUCGGUGAUACUGAAGCAAAGACUUUAUAAGAAGCCUUCUUCUGCUGCUACAGAAACGAAAAGUGUUUACGUAGAACAUAAGUAACACUCUGUUAUGGGAGAAAAAAUUCCUUGAAAUGAAGAUUAAAAUGUUAAAUGCCAAGGAAUAAUUUAAUUAUUUUUAAUGUUAUAAUGUCUUAAUUUGGAAUGCAUUAUUUUCAUAAAAGUGUACAUUAUUGUUUAUGACACUGUAAGUUUCAGACUCCAAUAUACUAUUUUGGAAUAUUUUGUUGCUAUAAAACUUAUGAUUCUAGAUGAGUUGUUGUUAUUGUUAUUCUGAAGGCAUGAAUAUGAAUGUUUCUUCUGAACAAUGUUUAUAUUUUUGUUACAUGAAAAUCUUGCCAUACUUU
Messenger RNA from Schistocerca cancellata (South American locust), 4021 nucleotides. RefSeq lists its product as uncharacterized. The transcript is spliced from 12 exons. The record is from RefSeq and is a predicted model, not a curated record. Gene Ontology annotation, molecular function: signaling receptor binding. Bases 1 to 3477 code for a protein of 1158 amino acids. NCBI's taxonomy places the organism in Eukaryota, Metazoa, Arthropoda, Insecta, Orthoptera, Acrididae.